UCUAUCCGGCGGCUGCAAUUCUAAACAACGACACCCUUACCUCAGUUUUCAAGAUUUGGAGAUACAACAAGAAUAGAGGAAAGCAUGGGCUUUCAGGUGAAAGGUCCCUCCGGUCCUCUGCUUGUUCCUCUGGGAGAUUCAGUGGUUCUGCCCUGUUCUGUUGACUCAUUAUUACCAGUGGAGCUUCUGAAGGUGGAAUGGAGAAGAACAGACUCAGAGACUCUGGUGCAUCUGUUUCAAGAUGGUGAGAGUAGACCAGAGGCCCAGCACCAGGAUUAUCAUGAUAGAGCUCAUUUCUUCACUGAGGAGAUUCAACAUGGAAACUUCUCCCUCCUGUUGAACAGUGUGAGAGCUGAAGAUAAGGGGAUUUACAGUUGUAAAGUUCACAAUGACCAGGAUACUGAUGAAACUUUGGUUGAAAUAAAAUAUGCUGAUCAUUUUAUAGUAUCAGGAUCAAAUCACUCCAUAUCUGCGUAUGUGGGCGAGGACGUCACUCUUAGCUGCUCCGUGGACUCUCACAUCCCACCUGAUGAUAUUGAAGAGGUGUCAUGGAAGAAAACAGAUAAAGAUGAACAUAUCCUGGUUCUCCUCUACCAAGACCUUGAGAUUAAACCGGAUUCAGCACAUGAGCGAUACAGAGACAGAGUUGAGUUCUUCACUAAUGAAAUUCCUAAAGGAAACUUCUCUCUCAGACUGAAGAGUGUCAGAAGCGAGGACAAAGGAGUGUACACGUGUCAAGUGUUUGCUGGAGUUUUUUCAGCCAAUGCAACUGUAGUUCUAGAACAACUGGGCCUUUCUACUUCACACAUAAUGGUGUUGAUUCUCUGUAUUACUGCAUCAGGAUCUGCACUUCUGUUCUGCUGUCUAAUCUACUGCAGAUCAAAAGAUAAAGACACCACCGCAAGAAAACAUGUCGGGACUCUGGGGUGUUUUCAUGUGAUUCUUCCAAAUAUCAUUUUAUUUUUUGCUUUUGUCCUCUGGGGUGUUAUUGAAGGAUCUCUGUACGAGACCACCCUUUGCUGUACUCUGCAAAUUCUGAGGCCUCUGAUGUUGAUUUGGAUUGCACCAUAUUUAAAGGACUUCCCAGGUGUGUGUGUGUGUGUGUGUGUGUGUGUGUGUGUGUGUGUGUACUUGUAUUUAUUAUUAUACUUUGUCGGGUCUUUUACUUGGACCCAACAAGGACAAAAUCUUUUAUAUGAGACUAAAUGUUGACUCAGUAUACUAUCGUC
This is a messenger RNA of Megalobrama amblycephala (Wuchang bream), 1229 nucleotides long. Its product is annotated as junctional adhesion molecule-like. The transcript has 6 exons. The record is from RefSeq and is a predicted model, not a curated record. Gene Ontology annotation, biological process: cellular response to lipopolysaccharide; T cell costimulation; negative regulation of T cell proliferation. Lineage: Eukaryota; Metazoa; Chordata; Actinopteri; Cypriniformes; Xenocyprididae. Bases 85 to 1212 code for a protein of 375 amino acids. Gene Ontology annotation, cellular component: external side of plasma membrane.